This is a messenger RNA of Falco peregrinus (peregrine falcon), 1661 nucleotides long. RefSeq names its product RWD domain containing 2B (gene RWDD2B). Bases 242 to 1144 code for a protein of 300 amino acids. The transcript has 5 exons. Gene Ontology annotation, molecular function: protein binding. Lineage: Eukaryota; Metazoa; Chordata; Aves; Falconiformes; Falconidae. The record is from RefSeq and is a predicted model, not a curated record.
GCGGGGCUGCCGCUGGGCGCUCGGUGCGGGUGGCCGGGGCCGGCCGUGCGCGGAGGGGCGCCCCCCGGGCGCGCCAACCUCCGUCUCUACGGGUGCCAAAGCAGCAGAGGCGGCUGCGCUCUGGGAGUGCGGCCCUGUGAGGGGGAGAUGUGUUUGGUGACGGGUCGCUACAGGCUGUCCCGCCGCAGGCCACCGAGGGGCCUCACGCUCCUCGCUGCUGAACAUAGACGAGCUGCGUUUGAUGGGCGUCGGUGAAACAACAGCAAUGACUAACCGAGAAGCAGCCGAGAUGCAAAUUUCAGAAUUAGAUUUACUCUCCAGCAUGUUUCCAUAUGAGGAAGAGUUCGCUGUGACCGACCAGCUGGCAGUAGCAGAACUAAAACACUACGUUGAAAAUGAGUCUGCAGAGAUGCCAUCUUCAAAGGUUCAGUUUACACUGAACGUAAAGCCAGAGGUCUCUAAUGCCUCUAUGGUGGAAUUCUCCAUGGCCUGUGCAUUACCGUUUAAAUAUCCAACUGUUCUACCAGAAAUUACUGUGAGGUCAUCAUUAUUAAGCCGCUCUCAGCAGAUUCACCUGAACUCUGAUCUAAAAAUGUAUUUGAUGCAAAACUGCAGUGGUGAGCCCUGCAUGUUGAGUGCAAGGGAAUGGGUUAAAGACCAUGCAGCUGCUUACAUUGACAAAGAGCUUUCAUCUUCCUCAUCGGCAACAUCAAACGCCACGCAGCCAGAUGUAAUCACAUUCACUCGAUUGUGGAUCUAUAGUCAUCAUAUUUACAACAAGCAAAAAAGAAAAAAUAUAAUUGACUGGGCCAAGGAGCUCUCUCUGUCAGGGUUUUGCAUGCCAGGGAAACCAGGUGUUGUUUGUGUAGAAGGUCUACAAAGCAGUUGUGAAGAGUUCUGGUCACGAGUAAGAAGAUUGACGUGGAAAAGAAUUCUUAUUCGGCACAGAGAAGAUGUUUCUUUGGAAGGUGGAGGACAUGCUGAGAUUCAGAAACAAAGAAAGUUCUCCACUUUGGAAGAAAAAUGUUUUGAUGCACAUGGUGCCAGGGGAAAUCAUAUGGAUUUGGGGCAGCUGUAUCAUUUCUUAGAAGAAAGAGGAUGUGCUGACAUUUUUCAAACGUACUUUGGGGUUGAAGGGCAUUGAAGGGGUUGAAGAUCUCGAGAGGUUCCAGUGCCUGCAUUUCUAAGUUAAUGAUCGUAACAGAUUCCUUAGUUGUUCGGCAACAGUUGAUCAGAGAGGGUUUCAAUAAUUUGUGGUUGAUACGAUGAAUACAGUUUUUAAUGAAAAAAAAAUUCCAGUGAAAUCUUGAUGAAAAUUACUAAAUGAAUGCUUUAUUACACUUCCUGGGUGUAAGGAGAUUUAGGGUACAUACCUAAUUGCAAUGAAAGAAAAUAUGCUUGAUAGCCUACAGGGCAGUUACAGAAUUAUAGAUGAAUGAGUUGAUGGUAUUACAGUGAAUGAAUAUAUGAAUAAGGAGAGACAAAAACGAAGCGUGGAUAUCCCAGCAGAGGAAAUAUGAUGUUUACAUUAUUUGUUACUGUUUACAUACGUGACAUGAAGACUUUUUUUUGUACCAAUCUUUUCUUCUGCUUUCUAUCUGAAAGUAUAUUAAGCCAUGAGAUUAGUGUUUUAUUAAAAAAGAAAAUUAAAAAAAAAAGGA